UGUGUGCGCGCGUGGCGGGGGGUGCACGUGUGUGGGCGGACGCGUGAACGUGUGCGCGUGCACCUGUGAGUGCGCGCGCGCGCACGUGCCUCUGUCUGUGUGCACGCACGUGUGUGCGCCUGUCUCCCCGUGUGUGCGUGCACCUGUCGGUGCGUGCGUGUGCACCUGCGGCUCAGCGGGGGCAUGUGACGCGGGUCUCUGCGUGUGCACGGGGGGUGCACGUGCGUGUGCCCGGGCGGGGCGGGGCGAGGUGAGGCGAGGCGGGGGCAGCUGCAGCCCCGCCCGCUCCGGCGCCCUGGCUCGGCGGCUCGGCCGGACUCUGCCCGGCCAUGCGGGCCCCGUACCCGGCGCGGGCGCUGGCCGCGCUCGUGCUCUUCGGGGUGUUGGCCGCAGCCAUGGCCGUGCUCGCCUCCAGCCUCAUCUUCCAGCUGCAGGCGGGCCGGGAGCGGGGCCGGCCCGGGGCCGGGGCCGGGGCAGUGCCCGAGGGGGCGGCCGCCGUGCUCCUGCCGCUCUCGGCCGCGCUGGCCGCGCUCUGCCUCGUGCUCAACCUCAGCUGCCUCCUGCUCUGCCUCCUGCACGGCUACUGCAGCGCCGAGCUCUGCCGGGGCGACGCCGAGCCCGACAGAUGCGUGUGUGACAGGAGUGUGUCUCGGACAGCGCUGCCUGCCUGGGAGAAACUAUUGGAGCAGAAGCCCGGGGCUGGAGGGUCACCAGCACGAGCACCUGGUCCCCUCACAGCGCACAGGCUGAGAGAUGCAAUAAGUCGGUGGAGCCUUGGCUUUUUUAACCUCCUGCGAUGGUUUCCAACCACCUGUCUGCAAGCACCUGGGGGGCCCAAGACCCCUAAAUGGUACCAGAGCCCUCCUGCGGGUGAUAGAGGCAGCAAAGUGCCUAACGUGCCCCCCAGCUCACGGGGUGACAACUGGGCAGAGAACCCAGGAGUCCUGCUGUCCUGCCCGUCCUGGGGCUGGCUCUGCCCUCGGCUACCGCAGCAGCGGUCAGCCUGGCUUCGUUCCCACCUCCAGCUGCUCCCGCCGGCUCUGGGUUCGGCAGAGAGCCUGGUUACCUGCAGCAGCAGCUGCCUGGGAGCCAGACCUUGUCCUUUCCCCUCCCCAAGGAUGGCACCAGCCCCCCAGAUUGCAAGAAGGUUUGACAACAGGAGGCACAGCGCCUGGAAGCAAGAUCUGUGGGUGAAAGCCCAGGUCCGAAGCCUGGAGCCCACUCUUCCCCCUACCCCGGCCCUUGCCAGGCUCUUCUGCCUGCGUCCCAGGGCAUUCAAAGGUGACCUGCAGGGAACAGACUGAGGCAGGGCCCUGGGUCAUUAACCGCGACACAAGUCGACUUAAUCAUUACCAGCGGGUUUACUGCUGCACCAACACUUCUGGAAACACUGUCCUGCUCCCGUCCCCUCCCAGACUUGGGGCAGUUGAAGGCAUCCUUAGUGCAGGGCUGAGUGGGCCUUGCUGGGCUUGGGAGGCAAAAAUAACUGUUUUUUGCAAAUAUGAAGCUCUGAAAUGCAUCCGGGCGGUGGCUCAGUGACUCGGCGCCCUGCACAGCUCUGUCAGGGGCAGGUGCACAGCCCCACGGGAGAUGGGGCCACUUGGGGAGCCCAGCACAGAUCACAAGCGGGUCCCAAGCUCCAGCACCCAUGGCACGGGGCACUGCAAAGCUGAGAUCCAGCUUGGUGGUAAAUGGACUCAAGUCAGUUCAACAGCCCAGAACAGUCCAACACGGGUCCGACUCGCCCAGAACUAGUGUCUCACUUCAGUCCUCGCAAGCGAGCAUGUCCGAUUCUGCAGACACGUCCCGUGGACACCUUGGACUUUGCAGAAACGGAGCUUCCUGCUGCAGGGUUGUUGGAGUGAAAUAUUCCCGACCCGUUGGAAACUCGGCUCAACACCUGGUGCCAACCUGGGCUCUCACGCUGCAUUUCUGUCCAGAGUCCUGCCAGUCACCUCUAGGAUGCUGGCAGAGCUGAAGCGGGCCAACCAGCUAAUUAGACGGCUCCAAGCAAGCUCGUGCAUGCAGGAGGGAGGGCGCCGGUCACACGUAUGGGGUGGGGGCUGUGAUUCAGUAGAGCCUGGGGGUCGUGGCGGUCACUGCCUGAGUGCAGAGCACGUGCCGUCCGGAGAUGCAUGCGCAGGGGAGCACGGAGGAGUGGAGUACCAUCCUGCCCUCCGUGCAAAGCAUCAGCGAGACCAUGGCUGGAUCCUGUGUCUGAGCUGCAGAGAGAAAGCCGUUGCAUUAGCAAGGGCUCAGCCGGUGGGAAUCCUGCCUUCCCGUGUGAGCAGAGAAAGGUGCCACGAGUUUGGUUAGUGCAAGAGGUCGGGGGCGGCCGGCGAUUCCUGGUGGCAGAGGGCAGUCUGAUGCCUCUGACAGAGGCAGGGCAAGUCCCUGCUCCCCACAGGGCACCUUGGCCCAUUCGGGGUGAAGAAGGUUGCUCCCAGAAUGAUUUGCCCCGAGCAGUUUGCACCACUGCCUCACCCAGCUCCUCAGGGCCGUGGGGGCUGCCACGGCUCCGCCAGAGUCCCCACGUGAGCCCAGAGGACGACGGGCCCCGGAGAGGCAGCCUGUCCCCGGCGGGCCGGGUUCUGCUCUCGCUUUCACUAGCUGACCCGGUGCAGGACACUUGGUUUGCACCUCUGGCUCCCACCUGCAAUGUUGGGGGGGAAUCGGGUCCCCCUCCCGCGCAGAUGCGUGCGUGUGCACUUGUGCAUGUGCCUGUGCGUGUGCGGAGCCGUCCGACCAUUUCGACGCUGUCCAUUUGCAAACGGCGCCCAGCCCCUGCAGCGGCCGAUGCUGCUCCUGUACAGACAUCUCGGCAGGAAAGAGUUAAGGGGGCAGCUUGGCCCCGGCGAGCCCCGAACGGCACCUCCCUAUUGUGCCCCAGCCCCGGGUCAUUAGGGAUCCGCUCACGUCCCAGGCUCUUUCCCACGCUGGGCCUGUCACCCUGAAUUAGUGCUCCAGUUUCCAGCUCGGCGCUCAAUAGCCCCAGCCGGGAGCCCGUUCCUCCCCUCCCGCUAAUCCCCCAAUCAUGUAAUUAAUAACACAAAGUGGCUUCUCUUCCCCAACGAGCCGCGCGGCGCGGGAGCUCAGCCAAGGUCUAUUAGCGGCUCCUGACGCCUGGCAGCGACAUGUUUAAGGACAACAACAGAUGGACCAGGAGAGAGCGGGGGCAGCCUCGUCCCCCUGCACCGCCUCGGCCUGGCCAGGGCUGGGGGCUCCUCUCCGGUUGGCUCUGCCUUGCCUGCGGCCCCAGGCCGGGGCGCACAUAUGGGGAUCAGUGCCACUGCCCGCCGAGGGCCUGGCCCUCGGGGCACCCGGCUUCUCCCCAGUGGGAGAACAAAGGAGGCGCUGCAGCCCCAUCCCCUACAGCUAGCUGCUCCUCUCCCGGUCCCUGGGCCACCCCUCCACAGGCCCUGCUCUUCCUGCCCCCCAGGGCGAGGCUCCCAGCUGAAGGCAGGUCCAUGGUGCAAGGCGCUGGGCUGGGUCUGGCCCCGCUCCCCGUGCGGAGACGUCCACCCUGCCGCAGCCACGACCUGGCCGUAUGCUGCCAGUGGGAAGCCAGGGGCUGCCUGGCCUUUGGAAGCGGAGCUCCCUUUCACCCUGGGGUCAAGGUCGUGGGGCUCCCUGCCAGGCAAGCACGCAGUGCUGGGGAUGGAUCCGGGGCUUCACCCCAGGGGGACGCUGGCUCCGCACCUCGUAGUAGCGGCUGAUGGUCCCAACCGAGGGCCGCAUCUGCCAGCCCCUGCCCCGGUGCUUGCGAGGCCAGUUGUGUUGCGAACGACCAGGCCCCGCUCGCACAACUAGCCGGGACGCCGGCUCCGUCAGCACGAGCGGCCUCCUUGGCCAGAACUGGAGCGCGGAGGUCCUCGAGGUCACGGCGAGGAAACAAAUGAUCCAGGGCAGCGCUGGCGCGGCGGACAAGAACGGCUAUUCAUUGAGCUCUCCUGGUCUCUGGAGCAAUGAAUGCUUUCUGCCGAGGUGGGCUGGGGCAGACGGAAAGGGACGGCAUGUGCGGGCAGGAGCGGCGCGGCCUCGCCAGCUGGAGCGAGCUGAACGGUCAGAGCGGGAGGGUUCAGCUGCUCUUGUGCGGAGCAUGAAAUGGAGACGGAGAAAGGAGCAGGGCCUGGGAUACGUGCACACGUGAGGCAGAGCUCUUGCAGGACGCGCCUGGAGACACCGGGCCUGGGCUCCGAGCCAUGCAAAGACACUAACCCAGAGGAAGAAAGUACACGGGACCUUGCCUGACUCACUGAGGCUCUUCCCUCUCCAGGGGUUUGUUAAAGGAAGGAGAGACCGGUGCCCUCACGUGACCUCCCUGCUCCUGCCUCUCCACUCCUUGAAAUCGCCAUUCAAAAGCCUUGAAACUUGCCCGCCUCUGAAAACCCGAGCUGGUAAAACAGGACCCGUCCCAGGCAGAGACGGAGCGAUCUCGUGCAGCAAGGCCGGCUGGGAACCCAAGGCACAGAUAAACACGUGGCCCCAUUUCAUGGAAGCGUUUGGUUUCCGUGGCUCGGUGACGUCUCCAUUGGACUCCCCGUGCUCCAAAUGCUUUUGUCGCGUUUCAAAGCCGUCCCGAGCUGGGAAGCUGGAGCAUGAACACAGGCGGGUUGGAAGGAAAGACCGUGACAGCUCAGAAAGGUGCUAGCCUCCAACAUGGUGGAGACAGCCCCUUUCCCAGCAAUACCAGUGCUCCCAUCAGAAACCCCUCUGCAGACGCACCUUGUUAGCGGGGCCGGGUCUGAGCCAGCCGUGCCCUGGCAGAGGUGGCUGGGAGGCAGGCACUGGUCACCAUGGGCCCCUUGGCCAAAGGGGGUUGAUGCCCACUUAGGGCUGAACCCUUUUAGGGCUGUCCGGCAUUGCGAGGGGGUUGCGUUUCGGGCUGAUGCUCAGCCAACACAGCGACGGCUGAGGGAAUGGGCAGGGGAAGGGCAGAAAGCCUGCCCUGCACACAGACCAUGAUGGUUCUCCUCUUGCAGGGCCGACUGGUUCCUCCUGGACAGCCGGACCGUUCGCCACGUGGCUGUCGGCUUGUUCUGCUGUGGAGUCUCCAUCUACUUAACA
Messenger RNA from Alligator mississippiensis (American alligator), 5067 nucleotides. RefSeq names its product transmembrane protein 221 (gene TMEM221). The transcript is spliced from 2 exons. The record is from RefSeq and is a predicted model, not a curated record. The coding region runs from base 330 to 1304 and encodes 324 amino acids. NCBI's taxonomy places the organism in Eukaryota, Metazoa, Chordata, Crocodylia, Alligatoridae.